CGUCGUAUAUCCUGCUUCAUCAAGAACAGCGAGUCUGCAUCCUUCACCUUCGCUUGAACUAAUUAAGCGUCACCAAUGGAAGGAAAAGCCGCAGUGACGACGUCGACCGAGCACGGCGACGGCGAGGCUUCGAGAACGGCGGCCCGCACCGUGGUGAGCGGCAGCAGCCGCGGCGGAGCGGCGAGCAGAGCGCUGUCCGUGGCCGACCUCAUCCUCCGCGUCGUGGCGGUCGUCGCCAUCGUCGACAGCGCCAUCGCCAUGGGCACCACCAACCAGACGCUCCCGUUCUUCACGCAGUUCCUCCGGUUCAAGGCGCAGUACAGUGACCUCCCGACCUUAACGUUGUUCGUGGUGGCGAAUUCGGCUGUUACUGCGUACCUGGUGCUGUCCAUCCCGCUGUCCGUCGUGCACAUCAUCAGGAGCAGGGCAAGUUACAGUAGGCUGGUGUUGAUCUUCCUUGACUCGGUAAUGCUGGCGCUGGUGGCGGCGGUCGCGUCGGCGUCGGCGGCGAUCGUGUACCUGGCGCACAAGGGCAACGUGAGGGCCAACUGGUUCGCCGUCUGCCAGCAGUUCGACUCGUUCUGCGAGCGCAUCUCAGGCCCCCUGAUCGGCUCCUUCGCCGCCAUGGCCGUGCUCCUCCUCCUUGUGCUCCUCUCCGCCGCCGCGCUGGCCCGCCGCUGAGUAAUAAGAAAAUCAAGGUUGAAUUGUGCAUCGCGCGGCUGACCGGGAGAGACGGUAACAUCAAUACAUGUGGCUGUUGCUGGUUGUUACUGUAGUUGUUACCGUGUCGCCUGUGUAUCAGGAGAUUCAGAGUCCGUGAGCCGUUGUCGAGUACGUACGUGCCGGCAGAGACCGGUGCCUUGCUUUGAAAAUUCAGUACUCCAACAUCGAGUGCAGUGACCUGUACUGGUUUACAAAUUUUCAAUUUUAAACUCAUCUGCACAAUGAGAAAGCAGAAGGUA
Oryza sativa Japonica Group (Japanese rice) is the source of this 962-nucleotide messenger RNA. RefSeq names its product casparian strip membrane protein 4. NCBI's taxonomy places the organism in Eukaryota, Viridiplantae, Streptophyta, Magnoliopsida, Poales, Poaceae. The record is from RefSeq and is a predicted model, not a curated record.